Acanthosepion pharaonis is the source of this 462-nucleotide messenger RNA. The record is from the annotation of a GenBank genome assembly. Lineage: Eukaryota; Metazoa; Mollusca; Cephalopoda; Sepiida; Sepiidae.
AUGCUUCGUUUUCUCUAUUAUUCUUUCUUUCUAUCUAUCUAUCUAUCUAUCUAUCUAUCUAUCUAUCUAUCUAUCUAUCUAUCUCAUUGUCUGUCUGUACCAAUGUUUUCAUCUCAUUUCUACAUAUCAACAUCUUUCUUCUUCUAUCUAUCUAUCUAUCUAUCUAUCUAUUUAGACACGUUUUAUCUAUCUAUCUAUCUAUCUAUCUAUCUAUCUAUCUAUCUAUCUAUGUAUGCCAAAGUAAAUACUUUGGAGUGUUGGUUUUACUUUUCAUUAUCUAUGUCCUCUUCUGUUCAUAUCUAUCUUAUCUUUUCAUAUCUAUGUAUCUAUCUUUCCAUCUAUUUACGUUAUUCUCUUCAUUAUCUAUCUAUCUAUCUAUCUAUCUAUCUAUCUAUCUAUCUAAUUUUGUUUUUCUCUUUCUCUAUCUCUCCUUCUCUGACUUGGCGGGAAGCUAGCUUUUAA